Molecule: messenger RNA, 2007 nt
Organism: Psammomys obesus (fat sand rat)
Lineage: Eukaryota; Metazoa; Chordata; Mammalia; Rodentia; Muridae
Gene: Lsr
Product: lipolysis stimulated lipoprotein receptor
Exons: 9
Coding region: 190-1902 (570 amino acids)
Biological process (GO): establishment of blood-brain barrier; tricellular tight junction assembly
Cellular component (GO): tricellular tight junction; plasma membrane
Source: RefSeq, a predicted model, not a curated record
GGAGCCGGAGGCAUGAGCUCCGUUUAAGUUCUUUGGGGAGGUUAGAACUCCUCCGCCGUGGGGGAAAUGGACUCGGAUUAGGGGCCGGGCGCAGCACCUACCCUUCUCGGCCUUGGUGCUUGCCGCGCCCCCUACUCUCGGGAGACUUGGGAGGGGACGCGCGGGCCCCGUCGCUGCUGGACGGCCGCGAUGGCGCCGGCGGCCGGCGCGUGGGCCGGGGCGCCCGGCUCCCGCCCGGCCACUGUGGCCUUCGUGUGGCUCCUUCUCAUCGCGUGCUGCCCAGACCCUGCCAGCGCCGUGCAGGUGACCGUGUCUGACCCCUACCACGUAGUGAUCCUGUUCCAGCCGGUGACGCUGCCCUGCACCUACCAGAUGAGCAGCACGAUCAGCGUCCCCAUCGUCAUCUGGAAGUACAAGUCCUUCUGCCGGGACCGCGUUGCCGACGCCUUCUCCCCGGCCAGCGUGAACAACCAGAUCAAUGCCCAGCUGGCGGCGGGCAACCCCGGCUACAACCCCUACGUGGAGUGCCAGGACAGCGUGCGCACCGUCAGGGUGGUGGCCACCAAGCAGGGCAACGCCGUGACCCUGGGAGACCACUACCAAGGCCGGAGGAUCACCAUUACCGGAAAUGCUGACCUGACCUUCGAGCAGACAGCCUGGGGGGACAGUGGGGUGUAUUACUGCUCCGUGGUCUCAGCCCAGGAUCUGGGCGGCAACAACGAAGCGUAUGCAGAGCUCAUUGUUCUUGACUGGCUCUUUGUGGUCGUGGUCUGCCUGGCGGGCCUCCUCCUUUUCCUCCUCCUGGGCAUCUGCUGGUGCCAGUGCUGUCCACACACCUGCUGCUGCUAUGUCAGAUGUCCCUGCUGCCCAGACAAGUGCUGUUGCCCCGAGGCCCUUUAUGCUGCCGGCAAAGCGGCCACCUCGGGCGCCCCCAGCAUCUAUGGCCCCAACAUCUACACCCACCUCUCUCCUGCCAAGACCCCUCCACCACCGCCUGCCAUGAUUCCCAUGGGUCCUACCUACGGGUACCCCGGAGACUUCGACAGGAACAGCUCAGUUGGUGGCCACAGCUCUCAGGUACCGCUCAUGCGUGACGUGGACGGCAGUGUAUCUUCAGAAGUGCGCAGUGGCUACAGGAUUCAGGCCAGCCAGCAGGAUGACUCCAUGAGGGUCUUAUACUACAUGGAGAAGGAGCUAGCCAACUUUGACCCUUCCCGGCCUGGCCCUCCCAGUGGCCGGGUGGAGCGGGCCAUGAGUGAGGUCACCUCCCUCCAUGAAGAUGACUGGCGAUCCCGGCCUUCCAGGCCUCCCGCCCUUACCCCCAUCAGGGAUGAGGAGUGGAGUCGCCACUCGCCCAGGAGUCCCAGGCCAUGGGAGCAGGAACCCGUUCAAGAACAACCGAGGGGUGGUUGGGGGUCCGGGCGGCCGCGAGCCCGCUCCGUGGAUGCUCUGGAUGACAUCAACCGGCCUGGCUCCACUGAAUCGGGACGGUCUUCUCCCCCGAGUAGCGGAAGGAAGGGUCGGGCCUAUGCACCUCCCAGAAGCCGCAGCCGGGAUGACCUCGAUGAUCCCCGGGAUCUGCCACAUUCCCGAGACCCCCACUAUUACGAUGACCUCAGGCCUAGGGAUCGGCGUGCUGACCCCAGGUCCCGUCAACGACCCCGAGAUCCCAGGGAUGCUGGCUUCCGGUCACGGGACCCUCAGUAUGACGGGCGACUCUUAGAAGAGGCCUUAAAGAAAAAGGAGUCUGGGGAGAGGAGGAGACUCUACCGGGAGGAGGAGGAAGAGGAGGACAACUAUCCGCCAGCGCCUCCGCCUUACUCAGAGACUGAGUCCCAGGCCUCCAGGGAGCGGCGGAUGAAAAAGAAUUUGGCCCUGAGUCGGGAAAGUCUAGUCGUCUGAUCCCACGUUUUGUAUGUAGCUUUUUUCUUUUUUUUUACUUUUUUUUUUUAAUUGGAAUAUCGAUGGAACUGUUCACCGAGUCUAAUAAAAUGCCUAAUCACAAGA